UUAGUUUGCUUGUGUCUUAUUUUGUUGUUGCAUGUCGUAUUUUCAAGCUGCUGUAAAAUUCACAAGAACAAAAUUCGCUAACGACAAUAGACAAAAAAAACCGGAUUGUCAACGAAAUAAGCGUUCGCUCCUUAGUUAAGUGGAAUUAUUUUUAGUGCUGAAUCGAAUGAAAAAAAAAUGUGAAUAACAAAAUUUGAAAAAAUUCCAUACACAAAACAGCAGAGCGUACUUGAGACAUAUACAAAAUAUAUAUCGCAUUGAUUGAAUGACAAGACGUAUAUAUUUAAGUGAAUAUUACAUGCGCGCUACGCUGCAUAUUUUAUAUCAUCAAAACAAAACGGGAAGAAACGGGAAGAAACGGAAAGAAACGGAAUUUAUAUUCCCCUACAAAUAAAAAUAAUAAUUAAAAAGAAUCCAAUGAAAACAAAAAUUCAUGCGUGUGGUUAACAGUGCGGAACGCGUUGAAUAGUAAUAAAAAGAGUGUACAAUAGUAAAUAGACAUACACAUCACAAUGUCGAAACACGAUAAAACGAAAAUGAGCAGUGGAUUAUUUGAUAUGGUGUUCGGACGACCAAAAACAAAAGGAAGAAGUUAUACAUCGAAUGGUGGACGACCAAUAUCGGCCGAUUCCGAUUCAUUGGCCGAUCCACAAGACUUAUAUAAUGCAAUUAUGAGACUACCACACGAUGAGGUCGACGAAAAAUUUGUGGACAUUCUUGAGGACAUGAACAUUCCGAAGGACAAACGUCAACCGCUUUUGGAAAAGUCACUCGACGAAAAACGUGAUAUGAUCUUAAUGCAUUUCAAAGGAAAAUCGUCGCUGGAACAUCGGGGUAAUUCGAGAUUUGAAAAGCCACAAGACUACAUCGACUAUUUACGUGAUAGAGAUCAUAGUGCGACAAAAAUUCACAGUUGUUUGGAGAGUCUGCGUGUUGCACUCACCUCAAAUCCAUUGAGUUGGAUGAAAGAGUUUGGUGAAGACGGAAUAAAUGAGAUCGUAAUCCUAUUGCAAACCAGUAAACAAAAUCGACAUUACGAAAAGAUCGAAUAUGAAUGCAUUCGAUGCCUGAAGGCCAUAGUCAAUAAUACAUGGGGAUUGAAUUUGAUACUGAAGCCAGAGUCACAUGCGGCCAUAUUUCUGCUCGCAAAAUGUAUCGAUCCGAAAAAAUCUCAAACAAUGUGCGAAGCAGUGCGAUUACUUGCCGGUUUCUGUUUGAUAUCGGAACGUAAUGGAUAUGAAAAAGUGUUACGAGCCAUUUCAAUGGCGCAUGAUGGAGCAUUUAAAAAUGGUACACGUUUCAAGCCAAUCGUUGAUGGUCUAUUUGCCGAAUAUGAGAAUUCGGAUCCAAAACGUGAACUGUGCUGUCACACGCUUAUCUUCAUAAAUACGCUUACAAAUACACCAAGUGACUUGAAUUUUCGGUUGCAUUUAAGAUGUGAAAUAAUGCGAAUGGGAUUGUAUGAACGACUCGAUUUAUUAACUCAAAUCGUGAAUACGAGCAAUAAUGAAAAUCUCACAAAACAUUUCAAUCUAUUCAAUGAGAUUCGAGAGGAUGACUUCGAAGAGUUCAGUCAGCGAUUCGACAAUGUGAGAUUAGAAAUGGAUGACAUGAAUGAUUGUUUUGAAGUUCUUAAGAAUCUUGUGGUUGAGACCAGCGCCGAACCAUAUUUACUAUCAAUUCUACAACAUUUGUUGUACAUUCGUGACGAUCAUCUUUAUCGGCCAGCGUAUUUUCAAUUGAUCGAAGAAUGCGUUUCGCAAAUUGUUUUGCAUAAAGCCGGAUGUGAUCCGAAUUUUGAGAGUCGAGAUUUUCAUAUCGAUACAUCGGUAUUAUUGGACGACCUUGUGGAAAGAUCACGAGCAAAAGAAACAAUGAAAAUCGAAGAGUACGAUAAGAAAUUGGAAGUGCUUGAAACGGCUCGACAAGAAGCUGAAGCCCGUGCACAAAAUCUCGAAGAGAAAAUACGAGAAUAUGAGGCAACCGGUGUUAUGCCUCAGAAAACAUCCAAAUUACCACAAGUCAACAUUCCACCGCCACCACCGAUGCCCGGAAUGAAAGCUGCACCAGGAUCUGCUAUGCCGCCACCACCGCCACCAAUGCCUGGCAUGAAUGGAUCGGCUGCUCCACCUCCGCCGCCACCUCCUAUGCCGGGUAUGGGAGCCUUGCGACCUCCAGCUGGAAAUGCCCCUCCACCGCCCCCAAUGCCUGGAAUGGGACCUCCACCACCGCCAAUGCUUCGAAUGCCAAAUGCUCCACAAGUAAAUACAUUGCCACAUUAUCUAAAGCCGAAAAAGAAAUUCGAUGCCGAUGGUCCGAUGAAACGUGCAAACUGGAAGGCAAUCAUUCCACAAAAAUUAUCGGAAAAAGCAUUCUGGGUCAAGUGUCAAGAAGAUAAACUGGCAUCUGAAGAUAUAUUUGCUGGUCUAGCAUCGCGAUUCUCAUCGAAACCGAUCAAAAAAGCCGACAAAGACUCCGUCGACAAGCCAAACAAUGCCAAAAAGAACAUAAUUGACUUACGCGUUCUCGAUGGAAAAUCGGCUCAAAAUAUUUUAAUUUUAUUGGGCGGCUCCCUAAAGCAUUUAUCACAUGAUCAAAUCAAACAAUGCAUACUUCGUUGUGAUACAUCAAUUCUAAACUCAAACAUAAUCCAGCAGCUCAUUCAGUAUCUACCACCACCGGAUCAGCUGAAGAAAUUACAAGAGAUCAAAAAUACGGGCGACGAAUUGUCGGGUGCCGAAAAAUUUGCGGCCACACUUGGUGAGAUCAAGAGACUUGUGCCGCGUUUGCAUAGCAUCAAUUUUAAGUUAAGUGUCGGUGAUAUGGUUCAAGAUGUUAAACCAGAUAUCGUAGCCGGCACAGCGGCCUGUGAAGAGGUGAAAACGAGUAAAAAGUUUGCAAAAAUUCUGGAAUUAAUAUUGUUAUUCGGCAACUACAUGAAUUCGGGAUCGAAAAAUGGUCAGGCAUUUGGUUUUGAAAUUUCCUUUUUAACAAAAUUAACGAAUACAAAAGAUCUGGACAACAAGCACACACUUUUACACUAUAUGGUCGAAACGAUUGAGAACAAAUUUCCAGAACUAUUGAAUUUUGGCGAAGAAUUACCGCACGCAGAGCGAGCUGCACGUGUUAGUUUGGAAAAUAUUCAAAAGACAAUGCAUCAAAUGACUACCUCAUUGAAAAACUUAAAGUCCGAUUUGGAGAAUAGCAAAGUGCCACAGUCGGCCGAUGAUAAAUUUGUUGACGUAAUGGGUGAUUUUGCCACCCAGUGUAACGAUCAAGUCGAAGUAUUAGUUAAAAUGAAGAACAAAAUGGAAAGUCACUACAAAGAGGUUGGCGAAUAUUUUGCAUUUGACACGAACAAAUAUCCAAUGGAAGAAUUCUUCUCUGAUAUCAAAACGUUUAAGGAGCUAUUCAUGCAAGCGUAUAAGGAUAAUGUGAAAAUUCGCGAAGAAGAAGAGAAAGCUCGACGAAUUCGUGAGGCACGUGAACAGUCACAACGUCAUGUACAGGAUCGACAGCAACGAAAAGUUGCUCUCGUCGAUAUGGAUUCGGCACAAACACAAGAAGGCGUGAUGGAUCAUCUCUUAGCAGCUUUACAAUCCGGCUCAGCAUUUGGAAAUAGAGAUCAACGUCGACAACGUGGACAACGGCCAGCUGGCGCAGAACGACGUGCACAGUUGAGUCGAAAUCGAUCAAGAACGAGAGUUAUUCCAAAUAAUUAUGUGGCUGCAACUUAAUUUGCAUCAGAUCAUUAAUAAUAAUUAAAUUUAAUUAAUUGAACAUUUUUCACUCAAAUUUCUAUACACAUAUGUAUUUGUACAAUUGUCAAAAGUUAAUAAUUCCAUGAUUUUAUACGUAUCGAUUCGAUGUGCUGUAUUUUUUUUUACAAAUGCCCAUGAAACAAAUGUACUAUAUGUAUAUAUAUA
This is a messenger RNA of Contarinia nasturtii (swede midge), 3926 nucleotides long. It is a transcript of the gene dia, whose product is annotated as protein diaphanous. The record is from RefSeq and is a predicted model, not a curated record. Gene Ontology annotation, molecular function: actin binding; microtubule binding; small GTPase binding. Gene Ontology annotation, cellular component: actin filament; cytoplasm. Gene Ontology annotation, biological process: actin filament polymerization; actin cytoskeleton organization. The transcript has 6 exons. Lineage: Eukaryota; Metazoa; Arthropoda; Insecta; Diptera; Cecidomyiidae. Bases 513 to 3737 code for a protein of 1074 amino acids.